AGGAUCCUGUCAGCUCACCCAUUCGGUGACUCGAUUUUUCACGAUAUUACUAAGCUCACGUGAUCAAUUCCGUCCGGGCACCCGAAGCGGCGAGAGGCCAGAGACCGUGACCAUGGUGUACAUAUCUGAGAAUGGAACGGUAGGUGGCUCAUCUAACACUUGGAGUUUGGCAGUUAUACCAAAUAUCUUCUGGGGAAUUAUUAAUUUCAUCGUUUUGUUCUUCCAAACUAUGAUUCAGCCGGAUUUGACGAAACAUGGCCGAGGCUAUGAAUCAAGCUAUAAGCCGGGUAGCAGCAGCAGAGGAGGUGGAGGAGGAGGAGGAGGAGGAGGAGGAGGAGGAGGCCCUGGACGGAGAAUGGGCGGGUUUAGACGGGCAACAGGUCCCGCUGGACCGCCACCAAUGGCAGGAGGAUGAGGUCGGUAAAUGGCCGGUAGAUGGCGCCACAGGCACUAUCUUCGGCCCAGCCUUGCGCACCCAGCAUAUCCUACCAGUGCAAUUCCUAUGUAAAAACCGUUUUUAAUUUAUAUGAUGGACAUUAGGCAGGAAGGAAAAGAAUUAUUGAUUUAGGAUUAGAAAGAUUUAAACCUAUUAGAUAAUAAAUGCACCACUUAACGUGUGCCCAUCCCGUGCUGUUCUGAUUCUGAAUAGUUAUAAUUAGUAAAUGCUGGGUGAUUGCAUGUUGGUAACUGUGUGAUGCCUAGGGUGCUCACUCUCACCCUAUAUGAAGCUGUCUUUGCUAAACCCCUACUGGGGAGCAACAGCAGCUGAUGAAAGGUGUCGUACAUUCCUAAUCACGUCCCGUUCACGUUGUUAUGGUGGUUUAAAGAGAAGCGGUUAAGAAGCACAUGCGCUGUGAAGUAUUUGUAGGUUUAGGUCAACUUUAACAUGUAAAACGUUUCCUUGUGUGGAUGAAAGAGAUUGGGUAGAGGGCAUUAAA
Priapulus caudatus is the source of this 938-nucleotide messenger RNA. RefSeq names its product selenoprotein K-like. The transcript has 6 exons. The record is from RefSeq and is a predicted model, not a curated record. Gene Ontology annotation, biological process: endoplasmic reticulum calcium ion homeostasis; calcium ion transport. Lineage: Eukaryota; Metazoa; Priapulida; Priapulimorpha; Priapulimorphida; Priapulidae. Gene Ontology annotation, cellular component: Golgi apparatus; endoplasmic reticulum membrane. The coding region runs from base 113 to 415 and encodes 100 amino acids.